Messenger RNA from Labeo rohita (rohu), 6021 nucleotides. It is a transcript of the gene mfsd8l1, whose product is annotated as major facilitator superfamily domain containing 8-like 1. Gene Ontology annotation, biological process: transmembrane transport. The transcript has 12 exons. The record is from RefSeq and is a predicted model, not a curated record. Gene Ontology annotation, molecular function: transmembrane transporter activity. The coding region runs from base 385 to 1851 and encodes 488 amino acids. NCBI's taxonomy places the organism in Eukaryota, Metazoa, Chordata, Actinopteri, Cypriniformes, Cyprinidae.
CCACAGCGGUUUUCCUAAGGUUCAUCCUCCUCUGCGGCCGCUGUCAAAAUCACUGCGUCGCGUUCAAAUAAUGCUCCAAUUGUUUUAAACAGGACUGACGUGCGGUCUGCUGCUGACUGUGAGGAACAUCUGUCUGCAUUACAUUACGACGCCGUUGGUUGUGGCGGGUUCAGACCUGUGAUUUUAAUAACUCGGCGAUAUUAGUUGUGAAGUACGCUUGUGUAGUUUGCAGUAUGCAGUGUAGUGUGCAGUGCUGUAGGGAGCAGUACUAACGCACUGAGCUGCAGUAAUUGGUCGCAGUGUCCUGAUCAUUACGCGCCGCGGGCCGGGAUAAAAUGGAUCAAAAUCGCUGUGAAAAGUUAUAAAUAUUAUAAAGAGAAAGACAUGGACUACAGGCGCAAGAGGAGACUGACUUUCUUCACUAUAGGACUGAUCUUCUUACUGAGCGGGAUUGAGUACGCUGUGAUUUUGCCCACAAUAUGGAGGUAUCUGCAAACGUUAAAUGCGGCGCCGUACUUUCUUGGUCUCAGCCUAUCAGCAUUCAGCUUCAGCGGGCUUCUCGCCGGUCCUUUAUUUGGCCACUGGUCAGAUCGCACACUCACCACCAAGAAAAUCAUCCUGUUCGCCAAUGUCUUCGAGAUUGUUGGUAAUUUUAUGUAUUUUAUGGGAUACUCCAAAUGGUUAUUGCUCUGCAGUCGUCUAGUUGCAGGUAUUGGCACUGGUGCUGGAUCAUCUAUCUUCGGCUUCUUGACUAGAAAUACAGCUCCUGAGGACCGUUCGACUGUUUUUGCUGCGGUCAUGGCCUGCCGUCAAGCUGGGCUUCUCAUUGGUCCUGCAUUCAAUAUCUUUCUCAGACUCUGUAACUUCCAGAUCGGACCUUUUACAGUAAACAAAUACACUUCCCCAGGGCUCUUCAUGUGCCUGCUGUGGUUCCUUCUUCAGUUUGUAGUCCUGUUCAUGUAUUGGGACUUCAGUCCUCAAGAUCAAACGCGUCAGAGGAGCGGAGUGGAGCAAGAGAAGGUGGAGCAGGAGGAAGAAGAGGAGAGUGAUGAGGGAAAACCUUUGGUUGGGCCCAACGAGCUCACUGGGUCAUACGGGACAGUCACUAGUGUCCAGUCCAGAACCUCCUCGGUGGCCAACGGUGAUGUGACUCACGUUUCCCCUCCGCCUUCACCUCCACCUGAGGACGUCAACUCCAGUCCGUUCAAGAACUUCAGCGUCAGCAGUGAGUUCCUCAGAGAGGAGGUGAUUGUGCUGUUGGCAGCUCAGUUUAUCACACUGUUUAAUCAGACUGCUCUGGAGACUAUGGUGACUCCUCUGACGCAGAAGUUCUUUAACUUCGGCGAGUUGGAGAACAGCAUCAUGUACUGUGUGUGUGGCGUGGAGGUGAUCGCAGGCUUCCUGUUCGUGCGCUGGUUGAGCAAGCGUGUGGCGGAGCGAGUGGUGCUGGCCGUCGGCCUCAUCCUCUGCAAUAUCUCCUGCGUCUGGUGCCUGAUCUUCCUGGCCAAUCCUCAGGGUGGAUUUGCGUGGCAGCUGGCGGAGUUCAUCAUUGGAGUUUUCCUACAGGUCCUGGGCCUUCCUUUUGUGGCAGUCGCCCAGGUGUCUCUCUUUUCCAAAAUUACAUCAGAGAAGACACAAGGGUUCAGUCAGGGAAUCCGACGCUCCGUUGGAGGACUGGCCACCAUUCUCGGCCCUCUCUGGGCGGGCGGUCUGACCUCUAACCUGUACGUGAUGCUGGGGCUGAUGAUGGGUCUGCUCGCCCUACUCACUAUAAUGAUGGUGGUGUCCUAUGAGCGACUGGUGGAGCCUGUAACUGUAGACAGUCACACAGGCACUGAGUCUGAAGACUGACGCAGGGUUUGAUUUCAGCAAGCUUGAGCCGUUGUUGGUGAGCGAGCUGAUCCUCAUUUGACUCAAUAAAUCUUGAUUCAAUAAAUCUAGGUUUGAUUCACGUUAACACAGCUCCAGCUGAACCACCAUCAGUGACCAACAUCUGGAUUCACUGUAACAACACUAAUAAAUGCAGUGAAUGGAGACGUCAGGAAUGGGUAAGACCUACAUAACAAGCAAACAUAGAUGCUGAUGAAAUGAGGUGAUUCUCUGGAUGUCUUCAUCUCUGCUCUGUGCAGAGCUUUGAUCAGGGCAAAGACUUUUGAUAAAUGCACAUCUCUACUAUAUUUCCUAUGGAAAUUCCAGUAGAUCAAAUGUUUUAGGAUUGAGAACGAAAGCCACAUUCAGAGGGAAAAUCCAUUCAUGUGCGUAAUUAUUUUAUAUUAAUAAAGAGAUGAAUGCAAUAAAUUUAGGAUAAUAUGUGAGUUAUGUUGCUUAUUGAUUAUUUAAUAAAAGAGAAUAUUAUUAUACGUUUUUUUUUGUGUGUGUGAUGCAGAGGCUGUUUGUGUUAGAAAGCUUCAGCAUUUUUCAAAAUGUAAUUAUUUCCCUUUUUUCGCUUGAAAAGAUUACUGCUACUUUCCAUAAUCAGACCACCUUAGGCCCAAAAUAUCAGGGCUGCUUUAAGAUAUAUAGAUUAUAAUUGAAAACAAACAAACAAACUAAAAACAUUACAUGUUUUUACAUUUCGUGUCCCUUUUUUCAUAAUUUUGGAUUUAUUUUAAAAAAAAGUCUUAUUUUUUAUUUCUUUUUUAAUUUUUAUUUUACAGUUCUGUUAAAUUUCAGUGCAUACAAAUUUUCUCAGUACAUAAUUUCUCAAUUCAAAUUUUUAAAAAUCAGAUUUAUUAUUAUUAUUAUUAUUAUUAUUAUUAUUAUAGUAACACUUCACAGUAAGGUUCUUUAGUUAACAUUAGUUAACGGCCUUAAUUAACAUGAACUAAGGAUAAACAAUACAUCUACAGCAUUUAUUAAUCUUAGUUAAUGUUAAUUUCAGAAUUUAUUAAUGCAUUAUUAAAAUCACAAGAUGUGUUAACAUUAGUUAAUGCUCUGUGAACUAGCAUGAACAAACAAUGAACGACUAUUUUUAUUAACUAACAUUAACAAAGAUUAAUAAAUACUGUAGUAAAUGUAUUGUUCAUUGUUUGUUCAUUUUAGUUAAUACAUUAACUAAUGUUAACAAAUAAAAAGUGUUACCAUUAUUAUUAUUAUUAUGGUAACACUUUACAAUGAGUUUGUAUUAGUUAACAUGAAUGCAUUAGUCAACAUUAACUAACAAUGAAAAACUGUUAAGCAUUACUGAAUUUUUGUUAAAGUUAACUUACACAUAUACUAAUAGGUUAGUUAAUACAUUAGUUAUCAUGAACUAACACUAAACAAUGCCACUGUUCGGGAUUAGUUAAUUUUUUGUUAAUGUUAACUAAUGCAUCUCUUCUUCAUAUGACAUAUUAUGUAAAUAGUUAUCAUUUGUUAAUUAGUUAUCAUAAACUAGCAAAGAUUAAAUAAUACUGAACAGAUGCAUUGUUCAUUGCUCAUUGUAAAUGUUAACUUACCCAUAUACUAAAGCAUCUCUUCACAUUAACAGUUGAAUUAGUUAACGCUGGUUAAUGCAUUUGUUAUCAUGAGCUAACACUGAACAACGCCACUGACCGGGAUUAAUUAAUUUUUUGCUGAUGUUAACUUACACAUAUACUAAUACAUCUCUUCACAUUAAUGUAAUUAGUUAACUUUGGUAAAUGCAUUAGUUAUCAUAAACUAACAAAGAUUAAGUAAUGCUGAACAAAUGUUAUACAUUGGUAAUGUUAACUUACCCGUCUAGUAAUGCAACUCUUUACAUUAACAGUUUAAUUAGUUAAUGUUGGUUAAUGCACUAGUUAACAUGAACUAACAAAGAUUAAGUAAUUCUGAACAUAUGCAUUUUUCAUUGUUACUGUUAACUUACCCAUAUACUAAUGCAUCUCUUUACAUUAACAGUUGAAUUAGUUAACGCUGGUUAAUGCAUUUGUUAUCAUGAGCUAACACUGAACAACGCCACUGACCAGGAUUAAUUAAUUUUUUGCUAAUGUUAACUUACACAUAUACUAAUACAUCUCUUCACAUUAAUGCAAUUAGUUAACUUUGGUAAAUGCAUUAGUUAUCAUAAACUAACAAAGAUUAAGUAAUGCUGUACAAAUGUUAUACAUUGGUAAUGUUAACUUACCCAUCUAGUAAUGCAUCCCUUCACAUUAACAGCUUAAUUAUUUGACGCUGGUUAAUGCACUAGUUAACAUGAACUAACAAAAACUAAGUAAGGCUGAACAUAUGUGUUAUUGAUUGUUAAUGUUAACUCUUCACAUUAACAGUGUAAUUAGUUAAAAAAUAAGUAAUGCUGAACAGCUGCAUUGCUCAUUGUUAACUUACCCAUAUACCAAUGCAUCUCUUCACAUUAACAGUUUAAUUAAUUAACACUGGUUAACACAUUAGUUAACAUGAACUAACAAAAAUUAAGUAAUGCUGGACAGAUGUGUUGUUCAUUGUUAUUGUUAACUUACUCAUAUGCAUCUUUUCACAUUAACAGCUUAAUUAGUUAAUGUUGGUUAAUGCAUUAGUUAACAUGAACUAACAAAAAUAAGUAAUGCUGAACAGAAUGUUGAACGUUGCUCAUUGUUAUUGUUAACUUACCCAUAUACCAAUGCACCUCUUCACAUUAACAGUUUAAUUGGUUAACAUUGGUUAACACAUUAGUUAACAUGAACUAAAUAAUGAACUUACUAAUUUACAAACCAACUAAGCGUUGGUUAUUGUUAAUGUUAACUUACCCAUUACUAAUACAUUUCUUCACGUUAACUGAUCUAUUAGUUUAUACUGGUUAAUGCGUUAGUUAACAAUAACUAACAAUGAACAGCAUCACUGUUUGGGAUUAGUUUUUUCUUAAUGUUAAAUUGCAUGUAUACUAAUGCAUCUUUUCACAGUAAUUAGAUCAUAAUUAGUUAACGUUGGUAAAUGCAUUAGUUAACAUGAACUGACAAUAAGCUAUGCCCAUAAAUAGCUUUAAUUAAUGUUUUGUAAUGCUAAUUUAUUAUGUAGCAGCUAACACGCACACACACACAGGAUGAAUAGAUUUAAUUAGUUAACCAACGUUAACUAAUUAAACUGUUAAUGUGAAGAGAUAUAAUUCUUUUUAUGAAGAUCAGACUGUUGUUUUGAAACUAAGGUUUUGUCUUUUUUUUUUUUUUUUUAAACAAAAAUAAUGGUGGUGAAUGGGAGAUAUUUGGCGAAAGAAAAAUAAUUGUAAGAAAAUAUAAGAAAGAAUAUUAAAAUAACUUUAUUUUAAUAAUAUAUUACAGUAAUUUCUUUUGCUUUACACUAAACACUAAAGGAAAAUGUCAAACGAUUGAAAUGAUUGAAUCACUGUAGAAUACGUCUGUACAUUAACUGUCCACUAGAGGGCGUCCUUAACCACAUAAAACAAUCCAGCAGCCAUUGAGAAUGACUGAGAAAUAUUGAGGCAUUUAUCAAUCUCCAAUAAACCCAUUACUCCCUUUUUCUCAUCUGCACUUGUAAAAUGUCAGUAUCUGUUGAAACUACACUGCGAUCACUGUUACGUAACAGCAUAUUACUCUACUUUGUCUAUAGUUUACUACAAUUUUAUUUUUUAUUGUUUUGUACUUAAACAUAUUUAAUAUGUGCCAUAAUUUGUCAUGAAUAAGCAUAACUUAAGUGCACAAUUAAUGUGUGGCCAGACAAUAUUUGUUUUGUUCAAAGGCUGUAAUGCAUUUUUAGUUUUGUACUUUAGUGAAACUAUUUGUUAUUAUUUGUGUUUUGAAUGUCCUGACUAUUCAACUUCUGAUCGCUUUACAUUGGUCAGAUGUGAUUUUGUUAGAUUUGUGGGCAAAUUUGACUUUUUCAUUUAAAAUGAUUCUUUAUUCCAAAAAAAAUGUCAGCAGUUUAUUGAAACACUCUCUAUUUAAUACUGGGAUCCGUGUGAGAAAGAAAAUCCUGUUUGACUCAUCUCUCCGAGGGGAAUCAUCCAGGUGCUGCCUCUUCUUUUUUUUUAUUAUUUUUAUUUUCCGUUUCGAGUGUUUUCCGUUAUGUUGUUUUUCCAUAAAGCUUAUUUUUACCCUGUGUCUCUUGAUCUCAAUAAACUGAAAAAUGUUG